UUCGUUAAUGUGUAACACUCAAAGCAUACUUGCACUUUGUUUCCCCAAAUAAUACGUUUUGGACUAAACGUUACUCAAGGAUGGAUGGUAAAGUUCUGCAACAUUCCCAGACACAAAUAAUAUUUCCUUACAAGGUGAAGAUGGGUUUUGUUUUCAUCCUAAUGUGUCUCUUCGCUCCGGCGCAACAAGCACCGGUUCCCUACUCCAGCAUUUUGAAUCUCUCCUUCAAAAAUGUCGAGUUUGCGAUGGACCUUUACCGCAAGAUAUCCACUUACCACGACAAGAACAUCAUCUUCUCCCCUCUGAGUAUUUCCACCAGUUUUGCUGCCCUCUCCAUGGCCGCUAAUGGCGAUACGUAUGAGGAGAUAUUAAAAGGACUCAAACUGAAGAAUCUGGAGCAAGAUGAUCAGCCAGAUCUUAUUCCAAAAUUGUUCCAGAUGCUCCACGGGAACAUCUCGCAAAAUGGAACCACCAAACUGGACCAAAGCACGUCCCUUUUCGUCCGCCAGCACUUCAUCAUCGAGAAGACCUUUGAGGAACAGAUGAAGUCCUAUUUUUACGCAGACAUCAAGAAUGUCGACUUUGAAGAAACAAAUACAAGCGUCAGUCUCAUUAACGACCAUAUAAAAGACAAGACGAGAGGCAAAGUGACAGAAAUGCUCUCCAGAAUCGAUCCGAUGACAGAGCUUAUGAUGAUCAACACGUUUUACUUCCAAGGUGGGUGGAAGAUUCCAUUCAACUCCAACUACACACGCAAUGCACCCUUUUACGUUGACAACUACAAUAUUCUACAAGUGCCGAUGAUGUUCAAUGAGGACAAAUUCGAAACAAUGGUAGAUACGCAUCUUGGUGCAAGUGUACUGAAACUGCCCUACCUGGAAGGCGUGGCCAUGCUCAUCCUGCUGCCGAACAAAGGAGUGGAUUAUAAUACUAUCGACGAUGAGAUCACUGCAAAGAGAAUGCUUGGUUGGAUCAAAAAACUGCAGAAGACUAAAUUGGAGAUCAACAUCCCGAAAUUUAAGAUGGAGGAAUCGUACGCUUUGCAGGACAUCCUCCCGGAGAUGGGUUUCACCAAUCUCUUCAGUGGUUCUGCCAAUUUGACAAAGCUGAGCAAUGACAAAGGCCUUAAGGUUUCAGAGGUGCUACAUAAAGCAGUUAUUGAGGUGGAUGAGAUGGGGACCACCGCGGCGGCUGCCACAACAACUGGCAUUAUUCCCUACUCGUUACCCCGGACCUUCAUUGUCGACCGUCCGUUUUUCUUCUUCAUAUACCAUGAAGACACAAAAUCCCUGUUAUUCAUGGGCAGGGUGAUUGACCCCACCAAAAACUAGCAGCCGUGACUUGCUGUACUUUGACUUUAGAAAUGCAUUGCCACAUGUUUACUCAUGCUGUAGGUUUUUAAACCAAACCUCAGAUUUACUUUGAAAUUCUUCUGAUGGUAGAUAUUGUAAAAGACCCCUGAUAUGUAAUAAAAUGCGACAGAA
Syngnathus typhle (broad-nosed pipefish) is the source of this 1484-nucleotide messenger RNA. It is a transcript of the gene serpina10b, whose product is annotated as serpin peptidase inhibitor, clade A (alpha-1 antiproteinase, antitrypsin), member 10b. The record is from RefSeq and is a predicted model, not a curated record. Bases 81 to 1331 code for a protein of 416 amino acids. Gene Ontology annotation, biological process: blood coagulation; negative regulation of endopeptidase activity. Gene Ontology annotation, molecular function: serine-type endopeptidase inhibitor activity. Lineage: Eukaryota; Metazoa; Chordata; Actinopteri; Syngnathiformes; Syngnathidae. The transcript has 5 exons.